Messenger RNA from Chelonus insularis, 2322 nucleotides. It is a transcript of the gene ChLD3, whose product is annotated as Chitin and LDLR binding deacetylase 3. Gene Ontology annotation, molecular function: chitin binding; protein binding. Bases 194 to 1741 code for a protein of 515 amino acids. The record is from RefSeq and is a predicted model, not a curated record. Gene Ontology annotation, cellular component: extracellular region. Gene Ontology annotation, biological process: carbohydrate metabolic process. The transcript has 9 exons. Lineage: Eukaryota; Metazoa; Arthropoda; Insecta; Hymenoptera; Braconidae.
UCCACAUUUCUCCAAUAGGCUAUAAGUGAAAUUACUUUACUUAGGGGGAAAGAUUGAACGAAGGAAGCCGAACAGAAACCGGCUACCAUACUCAUCAUACGUAUAAGUUGUUCUUUCAGUGGGAGGAGGUAUCAGUUUGAAAGUGUGAGCCACCAGAGACGAACACAAUCUCUUUGACAGACACUUUAACAUCAUGAGGAGACCAAGGAUGUUGCACUUGGUGCUCCUCUUUUCAACUGUAUUUUGGAUGACAGAAGGGUCAUCUGAUAUUCCCUGCAUCGAGGACAGCAAGUUUUAUAGAAAUCCAAACACACCAACUCAUAAUGUUUGGUCUCCAAGUGAAUGUGCCAAGUAUUAUUUAUGUUUAGACAAUGAGGUAUUUGAGUUUAAAUGCUCGGAUGGUCUUCUUUUCGAUGUCUCCAGGCAAAUAUGUGAUUUCAAAGCAAAUGUAGACAAUUGCGAUGUGACAUCUGAACAACCAACACCAAAGCCGUUAUUAGAGAAUGGAGAUUGUCAGGAUGAUAAUACUUUGGCAUGUGGAGAUGGUACUUGUCUUCCAAAUGCUUACUUUUGUGAUGGAAGUAUUGAUUGUCCUGAUGGAUCUGAUGAAGGAUGGUGUGAUGGAAAGCACGAUGGAAAUUCUGCAAGGUUUUGUGAUCCAGAAAAAUGCCAGUUACCAAACUGUUGGUGCUCAGAGGAUGGUAAACGAAUUCCAGGAAAUUUAACAGCAUCUGAAGUACCACAAAUGAUAGCAAUUACUUUUAAUGAUGCUGUUAAUGCUGAAAACUUUGAUUUUUAUUAUAAAUUUUUCAAUGACGAAAGAAAAAAUCCGAACGGAUGUCCAAUUCGGGCGACAUUUUUCGUGAGUCAUCAAUAUACUAAUUAUAGGGAUGUUCAGUAUCUUUGGAAUGCAGGACAUGAAAUUGCUGCCCAUUCAGUAACGCAUCGAGGACCAGAAGAAUGGUGGUCAAAAAAUGCUACAAUCGAGGAUUGGUUCGAUGAGAUGGUUGGAGUAGCAAACAUCAUCAAUAGAUACGGGGGAGUCAGAAUAGAAGAUAUAAAAGGAUUAAGAGCACCAUUUUUACGAGUUGGUUGGAACCGUCAGUUUUUAAUGAUGUCAGAAUUUGGUUUUCUUUACGACUCAUCUAUGGUCGCACCUUUUGCUGACCCACCAAUUUGGCCAUACACUUUAGAUUAUCGUCCUCCUCAUUCGUGUGUUGGAACUGGUCAACUUUGCCCAACAAGAUCUUAUCGAGGACUUUGGGAAUUGCCACUAAAUCAAUUACUUGCAGGAGAAUAUACCUGCGGGAUGAUAGAAGAUUGUCCAUUAAGUUUAUCAGGAGAAGAAACUUACAAAAUGCUUAUGUUAAAUUUUAAAAGACACUAUCUGAGUAAUCGUGCACCACUUGGCCUGCAUUUUAAUCCAGCAUGGUUUCGAAAUCCAACUAAUGCCUACGCGUUUGGUAAAUUUGUUGACGAUUUACGACACUUACCGGAUGUCUAUUUUGUAACAAAUAAUCAAAUUAUUGAGUGGAUGAGAAGACCUACUUCUGCAUUAGAUCUAACAGCUUUUGAACCGUGGCAAUGUCGUAGACAAUUUAAACCCCAUGAAAUAGCCUGUGAAUUUCCCAGCACUUGUAAGCUUCCCAGUCGUGUUUUAAAAUCAUACAGGUAUUUAAAUACAUGUUUCGAUUGUCCAAAGGAAUACCCAUGGUUAAGAAAUGAAUUUGGUAAUGAAUAAUUAAUUCUUCUAUAUAUUGAUAUAGUUAAAUUAUCAUGAUUUUAUUUUAUUUUGAUAGCUUGUUAUUUUUUUAAUUGAAUAUUAUUUUUCUAAUCUAUCCUUUGUAGUUUAUUUUAUAUUUACGAAAGCUUUCAGCGUAGUUAUGAGACUGAAGUUCAUUCAUAGGUAACAAAAAUAUAUUUAUUUUUUUUCCAAAAAAAAAAAUCAAAAUUAUGUAAAAAAAAAUUAUCUGUAUGUUAACGUAUAGAAAAUAUUGAUAAUAGGGAUAAUUUACAUUAGUUUGCUACCCAGAAUUAAGGAGUAAAAAAUUUAUGAAUACGUUUGACUUGAUAAGUAAAUAAAGUCAACCUUCGUGAGGUAUAAAUGGAUUUUGAAUGGAUUCCAUACCAUCUACAGGACAUAUUAAUACGACGGAUGUACCUCUGCAUACAACAAGUCCUAACAUUCUGGUGUCUUGAUUGAGUUUAUACGGAUCAUCAGGAUCUACAAAUGAAUAGUUUCAAUAAUUAGUUAUAAUUAAUUUAAAGAUGUACUAAAGUUAUUUUAUAUGAAUGAUUAUCAAUAAAAGUACCUCGUAAAUA